Messenger RNA from Protopolystoma xenopodis, 273 nucleotides. Lineage: Eukaryota; Metazoa; Platyhelminthes; Monogenea; Polystomatidea; Polystomatidae. The record is from the annotation of a GenBank genome assembly.
AUGAGAGAUGCCGAGUAUGAGGUUGAGCGCGUGGUUGGUCGGAGGCGGCGCAAUAGUGUUAUUGAAUAUCUUCUUAAAUGGAGGGGUUAUCCUGAGUCGGAAAACACCUGGGAGCCAGAAACUAAUCUAGAUUGUUCAAAGCUUAUAUCUGAAUUUGAGGAACGGAGAAGAACUAAACUUCUUAAGUCUAAUGACGCCGUGAUAUCCAUUAACGAUGGCAAACCUUCUGUGGGUCGUUUUUCAUUCUUAUUGCUCAGGUCGCAAUCGAAAUAA